AUGGCUUCCAAAGCCAAGAAAGUGUUGAAGCGCAUGCGCAAAGCGCUGUCCAAAGCCUGGCGCAAGCUUUCGAGACAAUCAGAAACUGAAGAAAGUCCAUACAUUGGACCCGUUGCUGCUGUUGCCCCUAACGCUCAAGCUGGAACCAACUAUCGCAGAAGAGUACAACCUAAGCCCCCGACUUUCCACCAGUUUUCUCGCUUUCCUGCCGAGCUGCAGAAGAUGAUUUGGGAGAUGGCUGUCCCUGAACCCGGCAUCUUAUUCAUGCAAUCCAUGCCCUGGACCUUCCAACACUGCACCUUCCAACACCUUCUCCCCGAAACCUUCGCCGACGCUCUCCCCCGCCCAACCGCCAUGCUACGCGUUUGUAGCGAGUCCAGCAAAGCCUACAAAAAUGCCUUCCCCUUCGAGAUCCCCUUCGCUGUCUGCCGCCGCCUAGGAUGUGAUUGCGGGGCCGACCGCCCACACCUUCGCACAACCAGUUCAGGCCAUGGUAUCCUCCGCUUCGGCAUCCAUGAUCAGCUCUUCGUCCGGAACUUGGGAGUACUCAGGGGUUCUCUCUUGGACCGCUGUAGUCUCAUACAACCUACUUGGGCGACCGGCGUCAGGAACUUGAUGGUUAGUAUCGAUGAGCUGGUCGACGACAAGGUUGAUGCGCUCUUAUCUCAGCACAUGCCGAGAUUUCCGAGCCUAGACCGCGUCGAGGCCGUUGAUCAGGUUAUCCUCCGGUAUCAAGGACUGCGUCUCAACCGUGCUGGGUGCCAGGCGCUGGUUGAGAGAACGACUACGCUGAGGAUCUGUUUGUUGAAGAAGAACGCGGUACCUGCUUGGAUCAGGGACAUCUUUCCUUGGGAAUCAGUUGAUGACUUCAUUACUCGGAUCCAGAGAGAUUAUGCUGGUGUUAAGAUCGAUCCGGAGGUCGAGAGGAAGUUGCCUACGAUUACGUACCGUGAUCCAUUUCCUGGUGUUCCGGAAACCGGGCAUUAUGGUAUUACCUACGUGUAUCGAGCUGGCUUUUGA
Messenger RNA from Mollisia scopiformis, 1020 nucleotides. RefSeq lists its product as uncharacterized. The record is from RefSeq and is a predicted model, not a curated record. Bases 1 to 1020 code for a protein of 339 amino acids. Lineage: Eukaryota; Fungi; Ascomycota; Leotiomycetes; Helotiales; Mollisiaceae. The transcript has 3 exons.